Messenger RNA from Daucus carota subsp. sativus, 1544 nucleotides. Its product is annotated as delta(14)-sterol reductase. The coding region runs from base 118 to 1233 and encodes 371 amino acids. Lineage: Eukaryota; Viridiplantae; Streptophyta; Magnoliopsida; Apiales; Apiaceae. The transcript has 13 exons. The record is from RefSeq and is a predicted model, not a curated record. Gene Ontology annotation, cellular component: endoplasmic reticulum membrane. Gene Ontology annotation, biological process: sterol biosynthetic process. Gene Ontology annotation, molecular function: oxidoreductase activity, acting on the CH-CH group of donors, NAD or NADP as acceptor.
UACUCGGUUUAAUUUAGUGGCAAAUUGCACAGCAGGGAAUAGUGGUGAUAUAAAAGGAGCGGGGCAACUGCAGUCUGCAGCAGUUGAUAACCAAGUAAGACUGAGGAAAAACCAACAAUGCGAAUGGAUCUGAAUCAUCUUCUCAAUUCAUUAAUCCCUUCCUGGAACUCUGCUGGUUUGCUACUAGUGUAUUUCACUUACUUGAGAUUAGCUGGAUCUGUUUUACCUGGAAAGCUUGUUCCUGGAGUCACCUUAUCCGACGGCUCUCGUCUCUACUACCGUUGCAAUGGAUUGGCAUCUCUUGUGCUGCUAGUAGCUCUACUUGGACUUGGAGCCUGGGCGGAUUUCGUAUCGCCUGCUGUGAUAGCAGAUAGAGGACUCGAACUUCUGUCAACAACUUUUAUAUUCAGUGUUAUUGUAACAUCAUUACUUUGUGCAGUCGGUAGCAAAUCUUCUAGUCAGAGUUCAUCCCUGAAACCUUACGUCACAAGAAACAAACUCAAUGACUGGUGGCUGGGGAUACAAUUGAAUCCUCAUUUCAUGGGCAUUGACCUCAAAUUCUUCUUUGUUAGAGCUGGGAUGAUGGGAUGGCUACUUAUCAAUCUCUCAGUUCUUGGAAAAUGUUUUGAAAACAGCAGUUUGAGCCAGUCAAUGAUUCUCUAUCAAUUAUUCUGUCUGUUAUACAUCCUUGAUUAUUUCAUUCAUGAAGAAUACAUGACAUCUACGUGGGAUAUAAUUGCAGAGAGAUUGGGCUUCAUGCUAGUGUUUGGAGAUCUAGUUUGGAUUCCCUACACCUUUAGUAUACAGGGUUGGUGGCUGUUGUAUAAUAAAGUGGAGCUAACAACAGCGGCUGUUAUUGCAAAUUGUUUUGUCUUUCUUAUCGGGUAUAUGGUGUUUCGAGGAGCAAACAAGCAGAAGCACGUCUUUAAAAAGAAUCCAAAAGCACUAAUAUGGGGUAGACCUCCAAAGGUUAUUGGAGGGAAGCUGCUUGUAUCUGGUUAUUGGGGAAUUGCAAGGCACUGUAAUUACCUUGGUGAUUUGUUAUUGGCAUUGUCCUUUAGUUUGCCUUGUGGGAUAAGUUCCCCAGUUCCAUAUUUCUACCCAAUAUAUCUCCUUAUUUUGUUAAUAUGGAGAGAAAGAAGAGACGAAGCAAGGUGUGCACAAAAGUAUAAAGAUGUAUGGGCAGAAUAUUGUAAUGUGGUUCCCUGGAGAAUACUCCCUUAUGUUUAUUAGCAAUAGCAACCUGCUAAUGGCGGAUACAAUUAAUUGGCAUGUACCUGAACUGAAAGUCAUACAAGUUUUUGAAAAGCUAUUUUUUGGUGAGUGAAUGGUCAUAUACUGUACCCCGGUUCUCUGUAAUGUUUCAGACCCCUGCAAAGUGUUCAUGCCAAUUUUUUAGAAUGCUUGAGAGAUUAAUGAAACUUUUAAUUUUUUGUAUUUGAAUAGUUUCACUUAUGAGUUUUAUGUAGGCAAAGUCUGUUCUAUUAACUUAUAUGACACAAGCAAUUUUAAUAUUUAUCCAAGUCGUAAGUGUUUUUGUUUUA